This is a messenger RNA of Dipodomys spectabilis (banner-tailed kangaroo rat), 2491 nucleotides long. RefSeq names its product solute carrier family 7 member 11 (gene Slc7a11). The transcript is spliced from 12 exons. Gene Ontology annotation, molecular function: L-amino acid transmembrane transporter activity. The record is from RefSeq and is a predicted model, not a curated record. Lineage: Eukaryota; Metazoa; Chordata; Mammalia; Rodentia; Heteromyidae. Bases 203 to 1714 code for a protein of 503 amino acids. Gene Ontology annotation, biological process: amino acid transmembrane transport. Gene Ontology annotation, cellular component: membrane.
GGACGCACCACAGCGCGGGGCGCGCGCGCACCCCUGAUCUCUCCACCUGCCCAGCACAGCCAUGCCCAGAAGGACCUUCUGAGCGCACAGGGCACGGGAGAGGCCAGCCCGCGGGACGCCCUCGAGGGAAGGCUUUCUUUCUGUCCUCGUGCCUCCUUCCCUCCCCGUGUCCCCCUGCCCCGGGGCCGGCGCCUCUGCCACCAUGGUCCGGAAGCCGGCCGUGGCCACCAUCUCCAAAGGCGGUUACCUGCCGGGCAGCGCGAGCGGACGGCUGCCGUCCACAGGGGCCCGGGCCGCCUCCGGCCGGGAGAGGGUGGUCCUGAAGAAGAAGAUCACCCUGCUGCGGGGGGUGUCCAUCAUCAUCGGCACCAUCAUCGGGGCCGGCAUCUUCAUCUCGCCCCGCGGCGUGCUGCAGAACACGGGCAGCGUGGGCCUGUCCCUCACCGUGUGGACCGUCUGCGGGCUGCUGUCGCUCUUCGGGGCCUUGUCCUAUGCAGAGCUGGGAACAAGCAUAAAGAAAUCUGGUGGCCAUUACACAUAUAUUCUGGAGGUCUUUGGCCCUUUACUGGCUUUUGUGCGAGUCUGGGUAGAACUGCUCAUCAUUCGGCCUGCAGCGACUGCUGUGAUAUCCCUGGCAUUUGGACGCUACAUCCUGGAACCCUUUUUUAUUCAUUGUGAGAUUCCUGAACUUGCAAUCAAGCUCAUCACGGCGGUGGGACUAACAGUGGUGAUGGUUCUCAACAGCACGAGCGUCAGCUGGAGUGCUCGGAUCCAGAUUCUCCUCACCUUCUGCAAGCUCAUGGCUAUUCUGAUCAUUAUAGUCCCCGGAGUGGUGCAGUUAAUUAAAGGGCACACACAGCACUUCAAAGAUGCCUUUUCAGGAAGAGAUGCAAGCAUCAUGGGCUUGCCCCUGGCUUUUUAUUAUGGAAUGUAUGCGUAUGCUGGCUGGUUUUACCUCAAUUUUGUUACUGAAGAAGUAGAAAAUCCUGAAAAAACCAUCCCCCUGGCCAUCUGCAUCUCCAUGGGCAUUGUCACCGUGGGCUACGUGCUCACCAACGUGGCCUACUUCACCACGCUCAGCCCCGAGGACCUGCUGCUCUCCAAGGCCGUGGCCGUGACCUUUUCGGAGCGGUUGCUGGGGAAUUUCUCAUUAGCAGUUCCCAUCUUUGUUGCCCUCUCCUGCUUCGGUUCCAUGAACGGCGGUGUGUUUGCUGUCUCCAGGCUGUUCUAUGUGGCGUCGCGAGAGGGUCACCUUCCUGAGAUCCUCUCCAUGAUUCACAUCCGGAAGCACACGCCUCUGCCAGCCGUGAUCGUCCUGCAUCCUUUGACAAUAAUAAUGCUGUUUUCUGGAGACCUCUACAGUCUUUUGAAUUUCCUCAGUUUUGCCAGGUGGCUUUUUAUUGGGCUGGCAGUUGCUGGGUUGAUUUAUCUUCGAUACAAACGCCCAGAUAUGCAUCGUCCUUUCAAGGUGCCGCUGUUUAUCCCAGCUCUGUUCUCCUUCACCUGCCUCUUCAUGGUGGUCCUCUCCCUUUAUUCCGACCCGUUCAGCACGGGCAUCGGCUGUGUGAUCACGCUCACCGGGGUGCCUGCCUACUAUCUCUUUAUUAUAUGGGACAAGAAGCCCGGGUGGUUUAGAAGAGCCUCAGACAGAAUAACCAGAACAUUACAGAUAAUACUGGAAGUUGUGCCAGAAGAAGAUAGUCAGAAAUUGUGAACUAAUGCAUUGAAAUCUUAGCAAUCUGCCAGGACAGGAAGGCAAUAUGGAUCUAUACUUCAUUUUCUGGAAAUCCAGAUAAACGCCACUUUGUCAAUGGACAGAAAGAAUUGGUUAUUUCAUGUCUUCUAGUUAUUCAAACUAAUUUCUGAGAAAUUUAGCUAUAACUCCAUGAAAUUGAAUAUGUACAUUGUGACUCCCGUUCAUCAUCGCUCUUUCGUGUCUCAUGCUUUCCUGUUGGGCUUUAGGAAAAAGACUCAGGGAGUGGCCCACAGCUUCGACGGCUGUUCCCUCUAACAGAUCUUGUCCUGACUAAGAGCCUUCAAAUUGAAGACUGAGGUGUUUUCUGUAUAUACGGUUUUAUACACGUGGUUUACCUACUGUAGGUGGCUGUACUGUGAAAAAUGUUUUCUGUUCUUCUGAAAAGAAAAAGAACACAGGUCUGAUGAUUAUGGCAAGGUGGAAAGGAAGGAACUUACUUUCCGUUGCCGUGCAUUUCUUCCUUUAGAAAGCAAGCUGAGCAUCACUCAUAUUCCAAUGGCUUCUAUGCAUGGCGCAGAGGGGCCUCUACCAACGUAGCCAAUACGUUAAAGACUCUCUAGGAGCUGUUGUUUGUCCCUGAGGUAAUUCUAGGGAUCAUGGUUGAGUAAAUAUCCUUUAUUAUGUCAGAUGAUAGGAAUUUCUAUGGUUAUUGGAUUUUCACCUCAGGUCAUUAUGAUAAAAAAUUUGUGUCCACCUCUUUAAUAAUUUAAUUCUUGGUGUACUUAUCUAAAUACA